Oxyura jamaicensis (ruddy duck) is the source of this 4309-nucleotide messenger RNA. It is a transcript of the gene ABHD18, whose product is annotated as abhydrolase domain containing 18. The transcript has 14 exons. The record is from RefSeq and is a predicted model, not a curated record. Lineage: Eukaryota; Metazoa; Chordata; Aves; Anseriformes; Anatidae. Bases 178 to 1569 code for a protein of 463 amino acids.
CUCCCUCCCUCCCUCCCACCGCGGUGCCCCGGCGGGUUUAGGACAGAUCGUGGACCUUAUUUUCAUUGAAUAACCUGUAUCCUGUUGAUUAAGAAAUCAGAUUUGAUUUUUUUUUCCUUCCUCAUUGAAAAAGCACAGUAGUGGCUCCCUGUUCAUUUCAAUGUGAGUUUGCUGCUCAUGGGUGUAAGUAAAUUAGAUGUCUUAUACAGAAAACUUCUCCUCACUAAACUCUUCAUCAGAGGAUGGGGAAAACCAGAGGAUCUGAAAAGAAUAUUUGAAUUCAGAAAGAUUAUUGGAAACAGGGAAAAAUGCCAGACGCUGGUUUCAAAAGAUUACCCAGUUUUUAUUGACAAGGUUGAGGAGCAAUCAGACUGUAAAAUCCUUGAGGGACACUUCAUUUCCCCUUUGGCUCAUUAUGUCCCAGGUAUCCUGCCAGUCGAAUCUCUUGUAGCAAGGUUUCAGUUCAUAAUUCCCAGAAGAUGGAAUAGCAAGUACAGACCUGUAUGCAUUCAUUUAGCCGGCACUGGAGAUCAUCACUUCUGGAGGAGACGCACACUGAUGGCACGUCCAAUGAUAAAAGAAGCCUGUAUGGCUUCUCUAUUACUUGAAAAUCCUUACUAUGGCUGUAGAAAACCUAAGGAUCAAUUACGGUCAUGUUUAAAAAAUGUCUCGGACCUGUUUGUGAUGGGAGGAGCUCUUGUUCUAGAAUCUGCAGCUCUUUUGCACUGGCUAGAGAGAGAAGGCUAUGGACCGCUAGGGAUGACUGGAAUAUCCAUGGGAGGACAUAUGGCUUCACUGGCCGUGACGAACUGGCCUAAACCACUGCCAUUGAUUCCAUGUCUUUCCUGGUCAACAGCUUCUGCAGUCUUUACUACGGGUGUGUUGAGCAAGGCAGUGAACUGGAGAGAGCUGGAGAAACAGUAUUUUACGCAAACUGUUUAUGAAGAAGAAAUCAUUCAAAUGCUUGAAUACUGUGGAACAGAUUCUUUCAAGAUGGGACAAGACUUUGUUAAAAACUUCCCGGACAGUGUGGACAGUCUGGAAGACAUAGAUGUGACUUCCAGAAUGUUCAACCUUGAUUCCUCGAACAAGUCUGUAUCUAAAGAAGCUGUCCACAGCUUUACCACAAAUAAAAGUACUCUAAGUGCCUCAUCAGAAAGACUCUUAAUACAAGAUGCUCCUAAAAUGCAAUGCAUGAAUCAAACAUUUUCAACCAGUAGCAACAGCAAUAUAAACUUAAACAGCCAACAUGGACAGAGGAUAAAUAAUAGAAGGAGUGAGACUUUACAGAGAGAAUCCUUAAGGUUCAUGAAAGGAGUAAUGGAUGAAUGUACCCAUGUAGCUAACUUUUCAGUUCCAGUUGACCCAAGUUUAAUCAUAGUUGUACAAGCGAAGGAGGAUGCAUAUAUUCCCCGAACUGGGGUGCGCAGUCUUCAGGAAAUCUGGCCUGGAUGUGAAAUCAGGUAUCUGGAUGGAGGUCAUGUCAGUGCCUACCUCUUCAAACAAGGACUCUUUAGGCAAGCAAUUUAUGAUGCGUUUGACCGCUUUCUUCAGAAAUACACUGUUUAACAAUCUUCAGAAUGUAUUCAAACGGAUCUCGUUUGUAUUUCCCCUUACUGGAACUCAUAUUUGGAAAACCAGCCUCUUACAAUGUUGAGUAGAUGGUCACUUACUUUGAAUGUUAUAGGUAACAAGUAUUAAAAACAAACAAACAAACAAAAAACGUGAAUUACCAGUAUUACUUUCAUGUCAACCAAGUGCCAUUCAGACAUGUUUCAGCUUUACCUGUGAAAAAGCAAUGGCAGCAUUUGUUAGUGCAUGAAUGGUUCAUGUACUUCAUAUUUAAUUGCAUUUUAUAUUCCUUUAAUUCUGUAUUUGUUGAAAAUAGACCAAUUUAAGUAUUGAUAAAAUGUAAAAUUUGAUGCAGGGCUAAGAUGUUGUCUUGCAUUUAGUGUAUUUAUAGUUUGUUCCAGCUAUUUUGUUAUCCUCUUGCUUCCUUGGCACCUUGGUAUUCCUAUUGCAUUUUACUAUGGCUUUGCCAACACUGCCUCUUGUGUUUGUCACUAUUUUCUCUUUUAUGAAUUGGAAAUGAGCUAUAGUGGAAGGGGCAGAAUCAAAUCUUGCAAAAAGAGCUUGUAAAAAUGGAGUACAGGGUGAGAGAAAGACAUUUUCAUUCAAUGCAUCCAUUAGAUUUUUCUGCCACUGUAUUAAACCGUGCCAUUCUGGAAGAGUCAUGUUGUAUUCAUUGGUCAGUUUCACAGAACUGAAAUAAUUGUAAAUGGAGCAUCCAGUAAUUCAUUUUUUACAUACGUUCAGUUGGAUUAUAAAGUUUUUCUGGUAGUUUUUUUUAAUUGUUAAAGAGAAUAAAAAUGUAAUAUUUUUUCUUCAGAAACGGUGGCAGAAAGAGUCUGAUUCUAAGCAGUUAAAUCAACAGCAGAUUAUAUGGUGCUAUAAACACCUGUUUGAAACAUUUCAGCAGGGGUCCUUUUUAAAAUGCACUCAGUACUGAUAUGCAAAAUACAGUAUAAUAUUGUAUAUUUUUUUAAAAAAUAUAUGCGAGACUAAGGGUUAUAAAAACAGUUACAUUGGUCUAAGAAAAGCUUAAACUUGUUUAAGAAAAUCCAAACGUGUUGUUUCCUCUUUUGGGAUGAAAAAUGCCAAGAAACUACAGUAAAAUCAAAGGUCAUCAUGCAUCAGCUGUAUCUGGUAGCUGUCUGCAUCUUAUAUUGUGGUUAUGUCCUGUUUCAUUCUUUUGAAGUAAGUAUGCAGAGAAGUUGAAGGCCAAAACACUUCAGUUACUAAUUUAAGUACAAUAAUGACAGGAGUUAGAAAUAAACGGUAAAAUCCAGAUAGUUCUGGAGAUAGGUGACUUUUGUACCUUUCAAAUCAAGCACUUUGUUGAUCUUCAUGGUUUUUAAUAGUCAGUGUGAAGCAAUCAAACUGAGUUUGUUUAUAUUGUCUUGAAUUUCAGUCUAGCAGACAGGACAAGUAACUGGGAAUGAAUCAUGGUUCAGUUGAAAAUCGUAAGUUCAGAUAAAACUGAAAUGCAGCAUUUUGCUGCAUUAAUAAUAACCAAAUUAAUUAAUAAUAACCAAAGUCAAUUAGCAUCCAAAUUUCCUGAAAAUGCAAAAAGUUGAAAUUGGUAAUACAUUGGAAGUUAUAUUGCUUGUUUCAAGUGUUUUUUCAUCAUUUCUUUAGGCAUUGUUGGUUUUAUAUAUAUUGGGAGCAAGUAUGAAGUGACUAGUGUGUUUAAAUAUUUGAAAAUACUGACUGUUGGAAGGUUUGAAAUGAAUUAUUUGCAAGCUCAAAAUUCUAAAAUAAAAUGCUUGAAUACUAAACUCAGAGUUUUAUGGGUUUUAACUUGAUACGAACUCAGUUGUCAGCUUAGCUCAGUUGUCACCCUUAGCUCAGUUGUCAGGUAAGGGUGUUUUACACUGUCUGCUGUUUGCCAAAUUGUUUUUGUCUCUGGUUGGUCGCAUUUGAAUGUACCUGUGUGCUUUAUGUCCUGUUUCUAUUGCAGCUAUGAAAGAAAGGGAGAUAACUGGUGGCAAGGGAAAGGGUUUGAAUAAAUGGAAGAGAGAAAAGAUAGAUUUUAUAAGGCCAGGAGUAAGCCUAAAGAAUCAACUUCUCUCCGCUGUAUGUGACGUAUACAUGCCAAUGUAAAUAUUUUCAAAGAGCACAAUACAAGGAACUACACAACUUACGAAAACUUGACAUUCUGAGGUUAGUGUUCUGAUGAUACUACUAUUGAGGUUUAACUUCCCUUAAGGUCAUGCCAUUCAAUGAAGCAGAUUUAUAUUGACAUAACUCCUGUUCCUGAGAAAGUCUUUAGAUAGUAGUGAAGGACUGGUCUCUAACAAGUGAGAAAUCACACUUUGCUACGUAACUAAAGUACCGUUGCCAAAUAUAAGAGUCCAGUAAGAAGCAUUUAAGAAAUUUCUCAGAAUAAUAAUAAUAAAAAAGGAAUAAUUAAAUAUGUGGUUUACAUCUGCCAGUUAUCAGACACAGGAGGCUAUUAGCUGAUCUGUGAAGGGAAGAGUCUUGCAGUGUAAAUGUUUUAACUUUUGGAAAGUGGGCUUUUUAAACCAGAUUUUAUGAAUAAGUCCUAAGAGGACAUUAUUAGUAAUCCAUUUUUGAUGUUAAAUGAGUAUGUGAUUUUAAUCCAGUAAGUGCAUGAGAAAAACAUUGGAAAAAGGUUCCUGCACUAAAUCCAAACAGCAGGUAGCCAUUCUGUGUGUCUUAAACUUACUGUAAAACUGACCUUGAUCAUUUUUCGGUUGUAAUGAUUUUUCAAUAAAAAUCCUACAAA